This is a messenger RNA of Anopheles merus, 2569 nucleotides long. Its product is annotated as carboxypeptidase M. Gene Ontology annotation, molecular function: metallocarboxypeptidase activity; zinc ion binding. The record is from RefSeq and is a predicted model, not a curated record. Gene Ontology annotation, cellular component: cell surface. The coding region runs from base 257 to 1774 and encodes 505 amino acids. The transcript is spliced from 5 exons. Gene Ontology annotation, biological process: proteolysis. NCBI's taxonomy places the organism in Eukaryota, Metazoa, Arthropoda, Insecta, Diptera, Culicidae.
AAUACAUAAUCAAGCGUUCAGUGUGGUACGAUCGGUUCGCCCGAGUGGACGCAAAGCCUCGCAGUGCCUCUUGCGGAGUGCAGUGAUUGCGUGUGUGUGUGUGUGCAUGUGGAGAACAGAGUAACUAAACUAAGCAAAAAAAAACAUAAAAAUCUCGCGCGUGAAAAGUGAGCGUGUGUGUGAGCGCCCUCCACCCCAGGCCUUUAAGCCAAAUUAGCUUUGUAACGUUGCGAUCGUUUUACCCGCGCGCGUCAGAAUGCAGCCUGCAGGUCUGGCAGUACUGCUGGUGGCGGUGUGGUGCCACGCCGGGCCUGCCAUUGCCGACGUCCAGCCCGAGCAGCGCAACUUUGAGCCGAGCACCGAUCCGGCCCUGUUCGCGUUCGACCGUGGUGCCGGCGACGGUGGCCUGUACACGUUCGACAACCUGUCGGUCGCGCAGGACCCGCGCGCCUACCGCCCGGACGUCGGUGCGCUCGACUUCGUGUACCACAACCAUGACGAGAUGACGCGCUACCUGCGGGCGACGACCGCCCGCUACCCGAACCUGACCGCCCUGUACUCGAUCGGCAAAUCGGCCCAGGGCCGGGACCUGUGGGUGCUGGUCGUGUCGGCCUCCCCGUACGAGCACAUGCUCGGCAAGCCGGACGUCAAGUACAUUGGCAACAUCCACGGCAACGAGGCGGUCGGGCGGGAGCUGCUCCUGCAUCUGAUCCAGUAUCUGGUGUCGAGCUACGGGUCCGAUCCGUACAUCAAGUGGCUGCUGGACAACACGCGCAUCCACAUACUGCCCUCGCUCAACCCGGACGGGUACGCGGCAUCGAAGGAGGGCACCUGUGACGGUGGCCAGGGGCGGUACAAUUCGCGCGGCUUCGAUCUGAACCGCAACUUCCCGGACUACUUCAAGCAGAACAACAAGCGGUCCCAGCCGGAAACGGAAGCGGUCAAGGAUUGGAUCUCGAAGAUACAGUUCGUGCUGAGCGGGUCGCUGCACGGUGGCGCACUGGUGGUGAGCUACCCAUACGACAACACGCCGAAUGCUAAAAUCUGCCGGUCAUCGUCAACCUGUGCCGUCUUCCACAGCUACCUGUCGCAACCGUCGUUGACUCCGGACGACGACGUGUUCAAGCAUCUGUCGCUAAUAUACGCGAACAACCACGGUAAGAUGUCGCGCGGUGUCGCCUGCAAAACUGCGUCGCCCUCGUUCGAGAACGGCAUCACGAACGGGGCGGCCUGGUACCCGCUAACCGGCGGCAUGCAGGACUUCAACUACGUCUGGCACGGCUGCAUGGAGGUGACGCUCGAGGUGUCCUGCUGCAAGUUUCCGCCCGCGUACGAGCUGCGCAAGUACUGGGACGACAACCAGAUGUCGAUGAUCAAGUUCCUGGCGGAGGCGCACCGGGGCGUACAGGGCUUCAUCAUGGACUCGACCGGCAAUCCGGUCGAGCGGGCGCAGCUCAAGAUUAAGGGGCGCGACAUCGGCUUCACCACCACCAAGUACGGCGAGUUCUGGCGCAUCUUGCUGCCGGGCGUCUACAAGCUGGAGGUGUACGCGGACGGGUUCGUGCCGAAGGAUGUGGACUUCAUGAUCGUCGAGCAGCAUCCGACGCUGCUGAACGUGACGCUACAGCCGGCCAAGGAAGCCGUGGAAUACAGCGCCAGUCAGCUGCCCGGUGCGUCUUACGACCGGCCGCUAACGCCAACCACACCCAUUGCCAACCGUGAGCCCGCCCGACCGAAUGCGGCAAACCAGGAUCGGCUCAUUUUUACCUCCUGAGCGCAGCACGCGAAGCGAUUGAGCGAGCGAUUUGUUUUGUACAUAGAAUAGAAGUUUCCUCCGCUUACCAUCCUCCGCCAAUCUAAUCUAAGUUAGUCGUACGGAGGCAGCUACGCAAAAAGCAGUCAAACGACGGUUCAAGAUGGCGGCCAGUCCAGAUCAGGCUAACUGCUAACAUGCACGCGUCCUCUGACGGAAGGCGGUGGCUACUUAAAACCCUCACCGAUUGGGGAUACGUGUGAAGGCUUGUGCAAUACUUUUAUCUUUCUUGUUUAAUAUCUUUUAAUGAAUUUAACGUCUGGUAUUUUCUUCACUUUCCACUUACUGGUUAAAUCUGGGACACUAAAAGCACACUCAUUCGUGCCUGUUGAAGUUUGCAAAGCUGCUCAACGGUUCUUCAGCGACGUGGCGAGUGAUCGUGUGAAGCGUGAACAUGUACAUACGGUUACGAUAAGAGGAAUAUGGCGUAUAUGUAUCUGUGGAGGUGUUCCGGGAUGACCUAACCGCACUUUCUCUACUUCCCAUAAACUGUUCAACACUUCGGAGAGGGUUUUUGGUUUGUUUGUUUGCUUUUUUUAUAGAACUAAUGGGAGCGUUGUUGUUCGUUGCUCCUCGCAUCAUAUACACAUGCUCUCGAUCCUAGUAAUACAUCCCAGUAUCUUCCCUUCCCAUUGCACAAAACACACACACACGCACAGCGCAACGAUGGGUCACAGCACUAUCGACCGGCUGCGGCCUCGACCCAGUACCGCCCGCAGCAGCAGCUACCGCCGGGCUCGGCCCAAGGUUCCGGCU